GCCCUCUGCCAUUGCAUUUCUAGCGGCGUGCGUGUUAGGUGGUUCUAACUUCCAUCCUAGCUGUCUGUCCCGUAGCUCCAGGUGCUCAUAUCCAGAGGGCCCCGGCGUCACAGGCUCUGCGGCAUGUCGAUGUUGGCUGAGCGUCGACGGAAGCAGAAGUGGGCUGUGGAUCCAAGAAACACCGCAUGGAGUAAUGAUGAUUCCAAGUUUGGCCAGAGAAUGCUGGAGAAGAUGGGGUGGUCUAAAGGAAAGGGUUUAGGGGCUCAAGAGCAAGGAGCCACAGAUCAUAUUAAAGUUCAAGUUAAAAACAACCACUUGGGACUUGGAGCCACGAUCAAUAAUGAAGACAACUGGAUUGCUCAUCAGGAUGAUUUUAACCAGCUGCUGGCCGAACUGAACACCUGCCAUGGACCGGAAACAGCAGAUUCUACCUCAGACAACAAGGAAAAGAAAUCUUUCAGCCUUGAAGAAAAGUCCAAAACCUCCAAAAGCCGUGUUCAUUAUAAGAAAUUCACAAAAGGGAAGGACUUAUCAUCUCGGAGCAAAACAGAUCUUGACUGCAUUUUUGGGAAAAGACAGAGCAAGAAGACUCCUGAGGAUGAUUCCAGCCCCGCUACUGCAGAUGGGAUUGACACCUCCACCACGACCACCAGUGCCUUCACCAUCCAGGAGUACUUUGCCAAGCGGAUGGCAGAGCUGAAGAACAAGCCACAGGCCAUGGCUUCAGGGCCUGACCCUCCAGAGACCCAGAUGGAAAGGAAAGGAGGGAAGAAAAGAAAGAAAGAAGCAAGAGAUACAAAUGUGGAGACUUACACGCAACCCAAGAUCAAGAAAAAGCGAGACCAAGUUGAACAGCAGCUCGAAGACCCUCAGUGGGACGAGAACUCUGACGUUUCUGCUGACAGUGGGGAGAAUUGUGUGUGCCCGCCGGAUGGCCGGGACUUACCACCAAAGCCCAAAAAGAGAGAAAAGAAAACCCCACAAAAGCGAGUUGAGACAGCAGUGGCUGCUACGCUAGAUGAAACACCAGUGAAAAAGAAGAAGAAAAAGAAGAAAGGUUCCAAAUAAAGCCUCUCGAGCCAGGGCCUCCCAGCCACUCAGGUGUCGGCGCUGCCAGGCAAACACUUGGCCCGCAGUCAGAGCAGAGUUCACCCGCAGAGCCUGUGCACACCUUCAACAUGCCCGUGGACUGCUGGGUCUCGCCCUCGCACCGCGCGUUCCCAAACCGUAUUCCCAGAAGAGCUUCUCGAUGUUCCAAAUCAUGGCUCUCACAAACAGAUUUCUUUGUAGAUUCCGACUCCCUCGCCACGAGUGUUCAUUCAUAUGCGUGUGCACACGUCAAGUGACGUGUGUGUGCGCCGGUGUGUGUGGGUAUAUCACGGUCUACAUUUGCUUUUGGUUUCCUUCCAUAACAGUGAAGCACACUUCCUUCUGAAGAACUUAGUCUAAUUAAAGGAUUAAGGGUAAUA
This is a messenger RNA of Phyllostomus discolor (pale spear-nosed bat), 1469 nucleotides long. RefSeq names its product PIN2 (TERF1) interacting telomerase inhibitor 1 (gene PINX1). Gene Ontology annotation, cellular component: nucleolus. Gene Ontology annotation, biological process: regulation of ribosome biogenesis. Bases 124 to 1068 code for a protein of 314 amino acids. The transcript has 7 exons. The record is from RefSeq and is a predicted model, not a curated record. Gene Ontology annotation, molecular function: telomerase inhibitor activity; nucleic acid binding. NCBI's taxonomy places the organism in Eukaryota, Metazoa, Chordata, Mammalia, Chiroptera, Phyllostomidae.